UGUUAAAAAAAUUAAGCAACUACAUCAGGACCUUUAUACUGUAAUACUGGAGUAGUACUACUACUUCCUCCUCUACGCAGUAUUUCCAUGUAUUCCGCUGCCUUUGUCUUCAGUGACUGUGUUUUUUAGGCUCUCUCCCUGAAGGCGAUCUAAUCGGUCAGAUGCCUCCAAAGAGAAGCUCUGGAUCAAGUCCAGGACAGCCGCAAGUGAAGAUGAUAAAGAUCGGCAGCCCUUUAGAUGUGCAGGAGUUCAGUGCUGGGUCUGUGGAGGACAGAUACAGGAUGGCAGAAGAGUCCAGCCACUCCCCUCUUCCCACCAACGAACCUGAAACUUUUGACUUUGAUGAGGAACACUUUGCAAGCCAAGGCAUCAGGACGGACACCGUCAGCCUCCUCAUGAAAAUAGAACAGCUGCAGGCGCAGCUCAAAUACGAGCGCAGAUGCAGGAUCUUGGCUGAGAGAGAGCUGAGGGAACUCAAAGAGAUGAACACUCUCAUGAUACAGAUGAGGCACACAGCAAAUGAACUUCGAGUAACUCUGGAUCACGUUCUUCAUGGAAGUGAGGCCGGGGUUGAACCACAAAACACUGAUGAAGGCGUGACCUUCCUGAGCGAUUCUGGAGUUCAUGUUGGAGGAGUUCACAAUAUCCCAGAGGAUGACCUUAACUUUGUGUAUCUUGCUGAGAAUAUACGAGUGCCAAAAGAUCUUUAUGAGCGUGUUGCAGACAUUUCUGACUUUAAGAAGUAUGUCGGCGCUCUGCUGAUGAUAAUUUUCGACCGAGACACUUUGGCCACUCACUGUCUGCAAGGCCGGAAAAACAACUUCACAGGAGAAGAUAGCCACAAGCCUCCUCUCCCACCUGAGAUCUUAAAAAGCUUAAUGGAUCAUGUUGCUGAAAAGUUUGGUGUCGACACUACCCAGAUCAAAUAUGCCAUCCGUACAAAGCUGAACAACGAGGACAAGCUGCUGAAGAAGAGAUCAAUGUCUACAUUACAUGAAGAAAUCCAGAGCAUCAUCCUCAAGGCAUUGCCAAAUCUUUCAGAGGAAACUCAAAGUCUACUUAUUUCAAGACUUCAAGCUUCUGGAUUGGAGUCAAAAGGGGACUUGAAAUAUGUCCAACAAGAAGACAUGGCUGACCUAUUGCCUGUUAUUCAGCUCCGGAAACUGUUGGACGCAUUUAAAUCAGAGACAGAGGUGGUCAUUCCAGAUCUCCAGAGUCAUCCAUGCCCUACACCACUGUCCAGCCAAUCACUGCUAGAAUGUAGUUUGCCACCAUCCAGCCCAUCAACUUCCUUGUCUGACUGCAGCACUCCAAGCAACAGCAGUUCUCCAUUCCUCAUAUCCAAAACUUGGCCAGAAACAUUCCAAGUCCCUUGGGACAAAAUGCCACUGGAGAUUUGUUCAGCCAUUGCCAAUAAAAAGAGACCAAACCCCGCAGAGCGCCGGCAGAUGGUGAGAGUACUCGUUGAUGAAAUGAGGAAACAUGAUGCUAACCCCACACGUUCUCAGUGUCUCACAGUUUGUCGAAAUAUUGUGAGGCAGUACCCCCAGAGUUUUGCCGAUGUUUGUGCAGAUGGCUCACUUAUAGCAGGAGGUUAUACUUCACUGCUUAUACAAGUAAAAACACGUAUUGAAAAUUUGAAUCGUGAUGGUAACUUUGCACGCCACCGUGCUUCAAGGUCUUCUGGGUGGAGCUUUGGCUGCAAGAGGGGGCCCACUGACUCAUAUGGAUGCACCAGAUUUCAGCCUGAACUUCCACCGGAAGAGACUGAUGACACAAUUGAACAAAAACGCCAAAGAUUGGAGGAGAUAUAUAGACAAGAAGGUGCACGUGGCAUUGAAAGAGCAGAGGUCAGUAGUCUUAUGGAGAUCACAUUCUGUCUACAACGUCGCCAUAUUAACAGAAUUCCAGCUCCUGCCAUUGAGGAUCUCAGACGUGACUGGCCAUACCUCUUCCAUCAGAGGAGCAUCUAUGCUCAUUUUCAGCUUCUAACAGACCGUAAUGUUUUGCGUCUCCUUGAGCUUUCCAUGGAGGAAUGUGGGAGACCAAUCAUAGAAUACUUCCAAAGCAAAUCCACAAACAAAGCGACUUUCUGUCAGGAUGAAGAUGCUGAGGUGGCACUUCAUGUUGUCCAGCUACUGAUGGCCCAUUUCAAAGAGAGCACAGAUGGCCUCAUCCUUUCCACAGAUUCAUCUGCCACAGUGAGUGAUGUUGAGAAGACCUUUGAGCUGCCUUUGACACCACGCCUGAUACUACUCUGUGGAAAAGACCAUGUCACUGCUGGGCACUGGAUGAUCAGUCUUGAGAGCCAUGUUGUAUGUGAGGGCAUUCAACCAACCUUUGUGACAGGGCUUGCUGCACUGUUUUCAAUGUACUACAUCCUUAAUUUACAAUAUCAAGAAGAGGCUGCAUGUACACUUGAAUUCAUCCAGAGGCGCUUUCUUGAUAUCAACCCUGAAAGAGGGACCAAGGCCAGCUGUGGCAAGAUGGUCUCCAAGAGGACAGGAAAAACUGUUCAAAAGAAGUCUGUCACUGUCAACCCACGUGUGUCAAGUCUGCUAAAAAACCUAAUGGACUUAGUCUAGAUAUUGUUGCCCCUCCGCACAAAUUUUAUUUAUUUAUUUUUUUUUAAAGGUCAGCAUAAUCUUAGACAUGUCUUUUGAUUUAUAGCAUAUAUUUUGUUAAGGCUCCCACUUUCUGUUCUUCAGAUGUAAUUUGUAAUUUUGACUGUACAAGCACAAUGCUUAACUUAUCUUGGCAGUGUGUUGUCUGAGCAAUGUUUGAGUUUUUUUUUUUUUUUUCAAAAUAAAUGUUGGUUGACAUGAUGGAACUUACAUUUUCUAAGUGUUUUUUUUAUGUUUCUAUUUUGAAUUGGAAAUUUACAGUAGUAAGCUGUAUGUGAAUUCAACAGUAAUGGUACCAUAGAAAAACUAAUAUACUGGCAACACUGCUGCCAGUAGUCUACUGUAAAAAUACAGGGCAAUUUGUUAGAUUGUAGAAAAACGGUAAUAUACUGGCAACACAGCUGCCAGUAGUCUACUGUAAAUCUGAUUAAAAACAGCAAUGUGCUGUAAUCAAAAGAUUUCUUUUGUGACGGUAAUAUACUGUAGUUGAUUACAGUAAGGGUACUGUAUAUUAACGGUAUAAUGCUGGCAACCCUGCUGCCAGCAUUUUACUGUAAAAAUACAGGGCAAUUUGUUACAGUGUGGGCUUCAUUGGGUAAUCAGGAAACAU
Molecule: messenger RNA, 3234 nt
Organism: Poeciliopsis prolifica (blackstripe livebearer)
Lineage: Eukaryota; Metazoa; Chordata; Actinopteri; Cyprinodontiformes; Poeciliidae
Exons: 11
Coding region: 162-2585 (807 amino acids)
Molecular function (GO): DNA binding
Source: RefSeq, a predicted model, not a curated record